GGGGCCGCCGCCGCCUCUAGGAGGGCGGGUAAGGGGCCGCGGGGGCCCCGGGCGCGGGGGGCCGGCGAGGGGAGGCCGGGGAUGAGGGGCGAGGACCGAGGAGCCCGCGGAGCGGCGGGGUGAAGACAAAGUGUGGUCCUGGACUGGCAUCACCGGCAUCAGCUGGGAACUUGUUAGAAAUGCACAUUCUCAGGCCCCACUCUAGACCUAAUGAAUCAGAAACUCUGCAGUGGGACUCAAGCAGUCUGUGUUUUAACAAGCCCUCCAGAUGAUUCUGAUGCACCUCAAAUUUGAAAAACACUGCUCUGGAGUCUAUACCAGGACCUAUUCUUCAAGAGCCACAUAAGUACUCAUCUGGGCGGCUUCCUGAGGCUCUUGGAAAGCCCCGCCAAAACUUUCAGCGAGUUCCGCCCACUCCACGUGGACCUCCCUUCCCUGGCCCAGCAACCUCUGCGAGGACCCCACCCCCAACACGUGACCAAUUGUUAUAUUUCCUUCUUGGGGUCCUUUUUCGCUGGCACCAACUAACGACUGAACAAAAGUGCCCCCUUCAGGGUGAAUGUGGAGCCGCAGCCUGGGGAGGAGAGGAAAGUUGACUGAGGACUGGAGUACAAUAGGGGAACGUGACUGCCUCUGCUUAAAAUGAUUUCAAAACCGUAACUCCCUGGUUAAUAACUUUAAGGAUAAUACAAUUAAAAGAGGAGGCAGCUUUUGCGGUAAGCGGCCUGAGGUGACCUCUAAAAAUGGUUCGCUAUUCACUUGACCCAGAAAACCCCACAAAAUCAUGCAAGUCAAGAGGUUCAAAUCUUGGUGUUCACUUUAAGAACACUCGUGAAACUGCCCAGGCCAUUAAGGGUAUGCAUAUCCGAAAAGCCACCAAGUAUCUGAAGGAUGUCACUUUAAAGAAGCAAUGUGUGCCAUUCCGUCCUUACAAUGGUGGAGUUGGUAGGUGUGCCCAGGCCAAACAGUGGGGCUGGACGCGGGGUCGGUGGCCCAAAAAGAGUGCUGAAUUUUUACUGCACAUGCUCAAAAAUGCAGAGAGUAAUGCUGAACUUAAGGGCUUAGAUGUAGAUUCCCUGGUCAUUGAGCAUAUCCAGGUGAACAAAGCCCCCAAGAUGCGGCGCAGGACUUACAGAGCUCAUGGUCGGAUCAACCCAUACAUGAGCUCUCCCUGCCACAUUGAGAUGAUCCUUACUGAAAAAGAACAGAUUGCUCCUAAACCAGAAGAGGAGGUUGCCCAGAAGAAAAAGAUAUCCCAGAAGAAGCUGAAGAAACAAAAACUUAUGGCCUGGGAAUAAAGCUGCAAAAAAUAAAU
Molecule: messenger RNA, 1315 nt
Organism: Balaenoptera acutorostrata (minke whale)
Lineage: Eukaryota; Metazoa; Chordata; Mammalia; Artiodactyla; Balaenopteridae
Product: 60S ribosomal protein L17-like
Exons: 4
Coding region: 744-1298 (184 amino acids)
Biological process (GO): cytoplasmic translation
Cellular component (GO): ribosome; cytosolic large ribosomal subunit
Molecular function (GO): structural constituent of ribosome
Source: RefSeq, a predicted model, not a curated record